AGCCUUCACUUCAAUGCACCGAACACCACCACCAUCCUCACAAUGACAACUCCAACACCGCCAUCAGAAGAACCAACAAUGCCGCCGCGAAACCUCCUCCCGACAAUCUUCUCCUCCCUCUCCCGCUCAUCCUCCUCCGCCUCCCCCACGCGCUGGACGCUCCUCCGCACCCUCAAAAGCGAAAACUCAAACGACAUGCAGGGCGAUCUCCACGGCACUGCAACAUUCACUCCUCUACGCUCUCAUAGACUCGACCCAGCCGCUCGAAAAAACAUACCCGAGUCCGAAACAUUGGGCGAUGGCAAUGGAUACACAGACCUCCUCUAUAGCGAAGAAGGCUCCCUCCCACAAUCCUUCGGGCCCGGACUCCGCUGGACAAAGAAAUACAUAUGGAGACUCAGCGCAAACGGUCGGAUAAGCGUCUGGUUCGUGAAGAUAGACAAAAAGCAGAAACCGUCGGCAGAUGGAGAUGGAGAUGGAGAUGGACAGGCGCCGGAGGAGGAAGCGGAUUAUCUCUUCCACGAAUUCGACUUGGUGUCUUCUACUGAUGAGUCGGCUGCUAAAUCUGAAUCUGGAGAGGAAUUUGUUACCCCACCUGUGCCGCCGGAGGUUGGAUCGCUCUCGGGACUGCAGACGAAGAUUGUUGCGGCGCGCGGGAAUCAUCUCUGUAUCAAGGAUAUGUAUCGCACGGCGUAUGCGUUUCGGGUUGCGGAGGGUAGUGGCGAGGUGCUUAGUUGGGCGAGUCGGCAUGUGGUAAAAGGGCCGAAGAAGGGGCAGGAUAUAGUUAAUCUGUAUUCGAGGGCUAUGUAGAAUCGGGGGCUGGUAUAGUAUAGACAAAAUAUUGUAGUAGUACGAUUUUACGCGUGCAUGGUCUUGGUUUCACUUCGGAGUUUCUGACAUGAUCAAGGGCCGCAAGACUAACUAACUAGCGACGACUAAAACACACAGGACCGGCAAAGUCUGUAUAUAUCUCUCCCUCAGAGUGUAUAUAUAAAGUCCGGCUUCUUAUCACCCAAAAGCUGAACAUCGCUCUCGUCUAGUCCCUCCGUCCAGCUAUCUCGGUCUCCACGACGGCGCUUCGUAUUCUCCCUUCGCAGGAGAAUAUACUGUAGCAGCGACCCUCCAAACUGGAAGAGCACGAGGUACGCAAGGACCGUCCCAUGA
This is a messenger RNA of Aspergillus versicolor CBS 583.65, 1164 nucleotides long. RefSeq lists its product as uncharacterized. The record is from RefSeq and is a predicted model, not a curated record. The transcript has a single exon. NCBI's taxonomy places the organism in Eukaryota, Fungi, Ascomycota, Eurotiomycetes, Eurotiales, Aspergillaceae. The coding region runs from base 79 to 810 and encodes 243 amino acids.